Molecule: messenger RNA, 663 nt
Organism: Nannizzia gypsea CBS 118893
Lineage: Eukaryota; Fungi; Ascomycota; Eurotiomycetes; Onygenales; Arthrodermataceae
Product: DSBA oxidoreductase
Exons: 2
Coding region: 1-663 (220 amino acids)
Molecular function (GO): oxidoreductase activity
Source: RefSeq, a predicted model, not a curated record
AUGACGAAAUUCAAAAUCAAGAUUGUCUCUGACACAGUGUGUCCGUGGUGUUAUGUGGGAAAGAAACGCCUUGAGAGAGGAAUUAGCCUAUACAAGGCAGCCCACCCCGAUUCUAAGGAUAUUUUCAGUAUCUCCUGGUCUCCGUAUUAUUUGAACCCCCAUGCUCCAGAGGUUGGCGUUGAUAAGACCGAAUACCUCAACGCUCGUUUUGGCCCCGAGCGGGUAACAAUGAUGCAAGCUCGCCUGGCUCAGGUUGGACAAGCUGAGGGUAUUGACUUCAAAUCCGGUGGGCGGACAGGAAACACCCGCGACUCACAUAGGUUGAUUCAGCUGGGGAAAACCAAAGGUGAAGCGGUCCAGACACGAGUUGUUGAAGAAUUGUUUGCAUCGUAUUUCGAGAAUGAAGGGGAUAUUACUUCUCAUGAUACCCUUACCGCUGCUGGAGUGAAGGCUGGCUUAGAUGCGAGUGAGGUUAGGGCGUGGCUAAAGAGCGACCAAGGUGGGCAUGAGGUUGAUGAAGAAGUCCUAGAGGCUAAAAGGGCGUACAUUUCAGGUGUUCCCAAUUUCACGAUCCAGGGGAAAUACCAGAUCGGAGGAGCAGAGGAUCCAACCACUUUCCUAGAGACGUUCGAGAAAGUGCGAGCGGAAGAGAUGUCGAGCUGA